AUGACUUUCACCGGAAUGCCGUCCGAGAAAGAGAAGAUGCUCCGAGGGGAGCUCUACUAUGCCUUCACUCCAGAACUGAUAGGUCUUCGGACUCGCUGUAAACAUGCCUGUCAGCGAUUCAACAAUGCCGGUGACGUAUCUCGCCGGCGACAAAUCGAGCUUUGGAAAGACAUCGUCGAUGACAAGACUCCUCUUCCACCUCCAAAACAGGACCCCGCCGAAGACGAUGCUCUUCUAUCACGGGAGCCAUGGAUCGAGGCACCGAUCCGGAUCGACUACGGGUUCAACGUACGGCUAGGAGAAGGGGUGUUCAUCAACUUCAACUGCGUCAUCAUCGAUACUUGCCUUGUCACUAUUGGGGCACGAACAAUGCUAGGUCCGAACGUCAGUCUAUAUAGCGGAAUUCAUCCGCUGGACCCCGCUGUGCGCAAUGGAACUGAGGGUCCGGAGCUGGGAAAAGAAAUCCAUAUCGGCGAGGAUUGCUGGUUGGCCGGAGACGUGAUCGUCCUCCCGGGGGUUACGAUUGGGAAGGGAGCGACAAUCGGGGCGGGGAGCGUAGUAACUAAGGAUGUUCCUGCUUUCCAUCUUGCUGCUGGGAAUCCAGCCAGGAUCAUUCGGGAGAUUGAGACAUCGAUGACCGAGUAA
Aspergillus fischeri NRRL 181 is the source of this 645-nucleotide messenger RNA. RefSeq names its product sugar O-acetyltransferase. The coding region runs from base 1 to 645 and encodes 214 amino acids. The transcript has 3 exons. Lineage: Eukaryota; Fungi; Ascomycota; Eurotiomycetes; Eurotiales; Aspergillaceae. Gene Ontology annotation, molecular function: acetyltransferase activity. The record is from RefSeq and is a predicted model, not a curated record.